CCAGCAAUGGCUUUACUCCCGGUGGUGCUACUUCUCAUUGCUACGCUGCUUCCAUCUUUAUCUGCUGAUGGAAAGGAUCCAGCUUUUACUUCUUUGUUAACCACUCAAACCCAAGUGCAAACGGAGAUUGUAAACAAACACAAUGAACUAAGGAAAUCAGUCUCUCCCCCUGCCAGCAACAUGUUAAAAAUGGAAUGGAACAAAGAAGCAACAACAAAUGCCCAAAAGUGGGCAAAUAAGUGUACUUUACAGCACAGUGAUCAAGAAGAACGACAUACCACUACAAAAUGUGGCGAGAAUCUCUACAUGUCAAGUGACCCUGCUUCCUGGUCAACUGCAAUCCAAAGCUGGUAUGAUGAGAGCCGUGAUUUUACCUAUGGUGCAGGACCAAAGAAUCCUUUCACAAUUGUUGGACAUUAUACUCAGGUUGUUUGGUAUUCGUCCUUCCGCGUUGGAUGUGGAAUUGCCUACUGUCCCAAACAAGAGAGUCUAAAAUACUUCUAUGUUUGCCAGUACUGUCCUGCUGGUAAUAACAUGAGUAAAAAGAAUACCCCGUAUCAAAAAGGAAAACCUUGUGCCAGUUGUCCUAAUAACUGUGAAAAUGGACUAUGCACCAAUAGUUGUGAAUUUGAAGAUCUCCUUAGUAACUGUGAGUCCUUGAAGAGCACAGCUGGCUGUGAACAUGAACUGCUCAAGGAAAAGUGCAAGGCUACUUGCCAAUGUGAAAACAAAAUUUACUAA
Molecule: messenger RNA, 741 nt
Organism: Sciurus carolinensis (gray squirrel)
Lineage: Eukaryota; Metazoa; Chordata; Mammalia; Rodentia; Sciuridae
Product: cysteine-rich secretory protein 2-like
Exons: 7
Coding region: 7-741 (244 amino acids)
Cellular component (GO): extracellular region
Source: RefSeq, a predicted model, not a curated record